Nicotiana tabacum (common tobacco) is the source of this 2260-nucleotide messenger RNA. RefSeq names its product pectinesterase-like. Gene Ontology annotation, molecular function: enzyme inhibitor activity; pectinesterase activity. Gene Ontology annotation, biological process: cell wall modification. The record is from RefSeq and is a predicted model, not a curated record. Lineage: Eukaryota; Viridiplantae; Streptophyta; Magnoliopsida; Solanales; Solanaceae.
GGAUUAUUUGAUUAUUAGUUUUAUGAUGGAUAAUUUGAAGGGGAAAGCUAUUUGAGGCUAUAAAUUGCUGCCACGAGUUCUUGACAUUCGAACAAUUUUAGCAAUAGAAGAAUACUUAGUCAAAAUGUAAGCCUACACGUCCAUAGAUUAACAGAUGUCCAGUACUCAAUAGGAGAAAAAAAUCCAUAGAUGCAAUCAUAUUAAGCACAAACUAGGGCUAGUGAAAAAAAAUACCAAUAUAUCAGACUUACAUGUGCAGCAUAUUAAUUAAACAAAGUAUUAUAGUAGUGAUUAUCCUGAAUCCCUUCCCCAGCUUAUAAAAACAAUUUAAAGCUGCUUUAUUGAAUUCCAGCUACUUUAUGUAUAUUUUCUUGCAAGUUGUUGGCAAAAAUAAUUAUGAUAUUCACAUUUGGUGCUGCUUUUAGCCUAUAAAAGAACACUAGCAAUGACAAGAUUAACAGCAAACUAAAGCUUUAUCCAUUUUGGUACUAAGCCAUGGCUUCUUCUUCACAACCAUUGUUGGACACACCGAAAAGAAAAUCCUCCACUUCUAAAGCUCUCUAUGUUCUUCUCUCCAUAGCUGCUAUUGUGGGCUCAGUUGGAUUAGUUUCAAUCUGGGCUAUUAAUGUCAGCAGCCCAUCUCUUUCCUUGACAGCCCAUGUUUGUGAUCAGGCCCAUGAUCAGCCAUCUUGCUUGGCCAUGGUGUCUGAGGUUGCACCUGUUGGUUUGAUGGAUUCCACGACAGUGGAUUUGUUACAGAUGGUUUUGCAUAAAUCAUCGUUAAAAAUCCACGAGACGAUCGAUUUAGUGAGCAAUGUGAACGUUAGGAUCAAUGAUGGGAAGGAGCAAGCAGCUCUAGCAGAUUGUCUAGAGUUAAUGGAUUUGUCAAGUGACAGAUUAAUGGACUCCAUGAUGUUACUUGGGAACUUGUCGGCCCAAACCCACUUUGAUGUCCAUACAUGGCUAAGUAGCAUUCUGACUAACCAUGCUACUUGCAUGGAUGGGCUAAGUGGUCAGGCCCGGACCAUUAUGAAGCCCAUAUUGAAGGAUUUGAUAGUAAGAGCAAAGACUUCUUUAGCCUUGAUGGUUAAAAUGGCACCAUCUAAUACCAUGGAUCUUCCAUCAGUUACUGAUGGAUUACCCUCAUGGGUUACUUCUUAUGAUAGAAGGCUUUUGCAACUUUCUGCAAAUGCCAUAACAGCCAAUGUUGUAGUGGCUAAAGAUGGUAGCGGAAAAUUCAAGACAAUAAAGGAAGCAGUAGCAUCAGCUCCAGAUAAUAGCAAGACUCGUUAUGUUAUAUAUGUGAAAAAAGGAAUAUACAAAGAGAAUGUUGAGAUUGGGAAAAAGAAGAAAAAUGUGAUGCUUGUUGGUGAUGGCAUGGACGCCACCAUCAUCACUGGUAGCUUGAAUGUUGUCGAUGGUGCAACAACCUUCAACUCUGCAACUGUUGCUGCUGUUGGGGAUGGAUUCAUAGCCCAGGAUCUGCAGUUUCAAAACACAGCAGGAGCAGCAAAACACCAAGCAGUGGCACUUCGUGUUGGGGCAGAUCAAUCAGUCAUCAAUCGUUGCAAAAUAGAUGCAUUCCAGGAUACCCUCUAUACCCACAGCCUCCGCCAAUUCUACAGAGAUUGUUACAUCACUGGCACUGUAGAUUUCAUCUUUGGUAAUGCAGCAGUCGUGUUCCAAAACUCAAAAAUCGCAGCACGAAAGCCUGGGCCUGGACAAAAGAACAUGGUUACAGCUCAAGGUCGUGAAGAUCCAAACCAAAAUACAGGAACUUCAAUCCAAAAUUGUGACAUUAUUGCUACCUCAGACCUUGCACCAUUGAAAGGGUCCGUUAAGACAUAUUUGGGCCGUCCGUGGAAAGCGUACUCACGAACUGUAUUUAUGCAGUCCAAUAUUGGAGACCAUAUUGACCCAGAAGGUUGGUCAGUAUGGGAUGGUGAUUUUGCCUUGAAAACUUUAUAUUAUGGUGAGUAUAUGAACAAAGGACCUGGAGCUGGAAUUAGUAAGAGAGUGAAGUGGCCUGGUUAUCAUAUUUUAAGUGCUUCAGAGGCAACGAAAUUCACAGUGGGUCAGCUGAUUCAAGGAGGAGUAUGGUUGAAAUCUACUGGUGUGGCUUACACUGAGGGCUUGUGAGAACUCUGUUAAAUUGAUCUGCCUAUCAUGUACUGCUAGUGAAGUUUUAGUAUGUUUCGACUGCUGGUUGUAAGCUUGUUUCGUAAUAAUAUGCUGCUGAGUAGUGGUUCUGUAAUGUGAA